UAAGAUUGAUUUUUAAUAUAUUCGUACGUUUAAAUUAUAUUACGUUCAUGCGCGUUGAACUGAAGUGCAGCUUCUGUAAACACACAGUUGUAGAAAGUUUCCUUUUAAAUCGUCUCAACGCCGUAAUUAAGAAUGUCUUGGGCGAAGCUUGAGGAGGGCAUGAAGAUCGUGGCUAGAAUCUUCAGGAGAGAAUGUUACCGCGUUCUGGAAUCGGAGAGGACCACCGUCCGCGGGGCGGACAGUAUGUUGAUGGCGUUGCAGCUCGUGAUGGCUGACGUCAACAAGCAGGAGACUGGCGAGUUCACCGUGACUCUAAGUGAUGUCCUUGUGGCUUGGCAGUACUUGCUGAGGGAUAAACUCCACCUGCCAUUAGACCUCCCUCAUCCAGAGAAUUAUAACAUCGUUCGCAGGCAGUACGACUCCUUCCUGAAGCACACCAAUACAGUGGACCUAAUCGAUGUGCACAGAAUGUACCGCCAGCUGAAGACUGACUCCGACCCAGACGAACCCUUGAGUUCUGUCCAGCUACUGCAGUUCCUGGCAGGUAAUGUGCAGAGUAUCGAGGAAUGCCCCCAAGCAUCGUCCAACAAGGAAUUUCCUCAAACUCCAUCGAGCACUGCCAGGCAAAACAGCAUGCAGAUACGGAUGUUUCUGAGGAGGAUCUUCUGCUCCUACUUGGACUUGCUAGUGAACACUAAAAAUGAUCUGGCCUUUGCCCACAUCCUCAACUUUCCCUGUAGAGGUCUUGGACAGCUAGCAUUCCGUGACCUAAGGCAUGAGGCCCGUGCCAGCAACAUGUCCCUCUUCUUGGCGACAACAUCAUUUGUUCGAGCAGUUCAGCUGGGGGGGAGGGGCUAUGCACCCCCUGACUCGCAUCCGUUGAGGAAGCACCUGAAAGGGCUGUCUGACUUAGUCAAUUUCAUUGAUCAUCUUGAGGAGCUUCUAGGGGAAACCGCUGAUCCCAGCAUUGCAGGGGGGAAGUUGAUUGGCAGCAUCAGGGCCACGAUGUUGAAGGGGCGGGGUAGCGGAGACUCUGUUGGAACAGCCACUGAGGAGGUGGCACAAGACCUGAGGGAGAGGAUUUGCCAGAUCCACAUCGAUCAGAGAGAGGCAACCUUUGACAGUGGGAUCAGUCCAGCACGGCCUAAAGCACAUGCCAUUAACCACGCCACAGCCUACGGAGGCCGGGACACGGUGAAGGUGCUGAAGACUUUGUUGGACGAGGAGGCUCUUGCACCUCCCUGCAGGAACAAGGCAGAACUGCUGUAUGGAGACCAUAUGGACUUUAACAGCAAUGAAACCUGCCUUCUUGCACUUUUUAGGUCCCCAGAUGGUCCAAGCGGCACCUCACCUAAGCCACUCAGGCGGCGUGUCCAAGAGCAACUCAGGCCAAAGGUGAAGGGGAGGGUCAUCAGGUCUCAAUUUGCCUGCACCUACAGAGAUGAGGACCUGCCCCUCAGUCGUGUAUUGCACUUCCCCAGCACCAGCCAGCUUCCCACCUGCAUACAUCCAGCCCCCAAAUGCACCGUUCCGCCAGAAAGAGAUGGGAUUAUGUCCCUUACGGCAGAAAAUUGCAGAACUGUCUCAACAGCAGGUGUGGCAAGCAAAUGUCCUCUGGGCAGACCUCCAUUAGCACCGGAGUUAGGAAACUGCCAUCCUUCAGUAGAGCAGGCAAGCAAGAAGGGCAAGGCUUGCAAGAGGAAGCUAGCAGAAGGAGGCCCACAAGGUAAGGCAGAGAACCAUCCUUUGAAGAAGAUGGUCCGCAGUGUGGACCGGCUCUCUGCACAGCCAGGGAAGAAGAAGCUGAUACCCGGACAGGCCACACUGACCAGCUUCUUCAGACUGUAGCACUGUACGAUUACUUUGGUUUCUGGUGUCCUGUCUCCGUUUGCUCUGUCCAGAAUUAAAGCCAUCGGUCUUAGUCAAUGCCUUCCAUCAUGGCUUAAAGGCAGUAUAUGCAGAAGGGGGUUGUGUAAUGUGGUACUGUUCUUCAGCAGAUCUCCAAUAAGAUGCGUGGGGCCUGAAACAAAGCGAUGUCUCCUCUAGCCCACCUUCCUUUAAGCAAGUGAUUUUUCUUGAGCGUCUCAUUCCGGAAGUUGUCCCAUUUUUGGCUCCUGAAAUCCUGUAAAUGCAUGGAAGCUUUACCUGAAUGGGAAGUUGCCUUUUGUAGUAUGGGUUUACUUACUUCUGUAAAAUCUUCCUUGGUGAUUAUUUUUGCAUUUAUAGCAGCACUGCACAGAUUAUGGUGCUGAUGAUGAUUAUGAUAAUGAUGGAGAUAAGUUGCUUUCUUUGUGUAUGUGUCUUCUGAUGUUGCUGUGGUGACGGAGAUUGCGGUGGUGUGCAGAUUGCUGCAAGGCCCAGCUUUGUUGUCCAUGAGGCAAUCUGGAAAGUCUGAUUGCUGGUGUGCUGGAGAUCUGAGUGGAUCUGUUUGAUAACAAGUCAAUGAAGGAGGGUGGGUAACGGAAUCUCCCUGCUCCUCAGAUUUCUGUCCAAAAACAGCCCCCC
Messenger RNA from Scleropages formosus (Asian bonytongue), 2505 nucleotides. RefSeq names its product PARP1 binding protein (gene parpbp). Bases 133 to 1848 code for a protein of 571 amino acids. Gene Ontology annotation, cellular component: chromatin. Gene Ontology annotation, biological process: negative regulation of double-strand break repair via homologous recombination. Lineage: Eukaryota; Metazoa; Chordata; Actinopteri; Osteoglossiformes; Osteoglossidae. The transcript has 10 exons. The record is from RefSeq and is a predicted model, not a curated record.